Messenger RNA from Entrophospora candida, 1200 nucleotides. Lineage: Eukaryota; Fungi; Glomeromycota; Glomeromycetes; Entrophosporales; Entrophosporaceae. The record is from the annotation of a GenBank genome assembly.
AUGGGAAUUUCUGGAGAUGAAAGAACAUUUGAUCCACUUAACAAUCAAUCAUCCACAUUCACAUCUGAUACUACUGGAUUAAAUCCAGCCUCUAAAAGAAUGCAUCCAAUUGAAUUCUAUGAAAAAGACAUUAUUUACAAAUAUACCAAAAGUAAUAUAUAUUACUUAAUACCAUGUGAUAUUUCAAAUGUUCAUGGUAUUUUAACUAGAUGUGAGAAUGGUGAGAUGGAAUUUUUAUCAAUGAAUGAUGAUUAUAAAUCUCUAAAUUCAAAUAGUUUAAAUUGUUCAAUUAGUCAAGGAUCAGUCAAAGGACAAAAAUUUAAAUGUCAAUUAAUUGAUAUCCUUAACAAUUUAUUAUAUACACACAAUAUAUUUAUUUAUAUAUUUUCUUUAAUAACAACAAAUUCAACACUUUAUCCAUAUAAUUUAAAGAUUUUAAAAGGAAAAAAGCCAACAGAUUCAUCAAUAUCAUUAAUCAAUCAUGAUUUUGCUUCAUUAAUAUUUGGAUUGGAAAAUUUACAGGAAGAGAUAUUCUUAACUGGUUAUUCAGAUGGAUUAAUCACAUUUCAAACACUAAACUCUGUUCCAGAAGCACUUACUACAUUAAAUGAACCAAUUCAAGCUAUAUAUUCAAUAUGUUUAAAAUUUGAAAGUACUCCAGAAUCUAAGGAUACAAUCACUUUGAUUACCAUUGAUUCUGCUUCAAAACAGGAUUCUACUAUUGCAUCAAUUGCAUAUAAAGAAUAUCAUGUUCCAAAUACUGUUCAUUCAUCUUUUCUUUAUAAGAAUAGAUCGAUCAUGUCAGUUGAUAAAGGACAAAUAAUAUCUUUAAAUUUUGAUCAAGUGAUUUACAAAAAUGAACAAUUUAUCACUUUAAAUCCUGAUUUCAUUGAUUUUCCAAAUGGAUGUGUUAGAAUAUGUUGUUUAAAUGAAUUUGGUGAUGGUGGAAUAUUAGGUGGAAUAUUUCAAGAUGGUAGAUUUAUUUUUGGAAAAUUUACAUUUACAGAUUCCAAUAUAAAUUUUCAAAAUUUAAGUUCCAAUCAAUUAAAAAGACAAAUCAGAAAACAAUUGAAUUCAAUAGCAAAAUGUUCCUCAAGGCAAAAUGAAUAUGAAAAACUUAUUCAAAAUUUAAAUUCUGCACAAAUUAUAAGAAAUAAUGUACUUAAUAAUUUACAUAAAAUUAAAAAAAAAAAAAGAUGA